GCUCUUGCGUCGCGGGCAGGAAGACAUGGAGGAGGCCGGCACUUGAGAAGGAGAGCCAAGGCGAAUGACCCACCAACCGAGGCCCCCGCCAUGGCGGAGAAUUCGGAGCUAGAAAGGAAGGCAGUGGAAGAACUUCUAACAGAAGCCAAGCGUGGAAAAACCAGAGCAGAAACUAUGGGGGCUAUGGGCUGGAUGAAGUGCCCUCUUGCCAGCACAAAUAAACGAUUUCUUAUUAAUACUAUUAAGAACACAUUGCAGUCCCCAAAAGAGCAAGACCAGGGACAGAAUCAUCAGGAAGACAAUGAGGAAUCUGAGCCAACUCAGUGCAGGGAAGAAACCAAACCAAAGAGACACAGAUCACAUCCUUACAAACCUAGCUUUCGGUCUAGGAGAAGAGUCAGUUCUUCUCCUCCGAGGCACCGGAACAGGAACCAGAACGUGAAGGACAAGUAUGAAAAGCGAUCAAACAAGUGAAAAAAAAUACAUGCAAUUCCAAACCAAGAAUAUAAUUAAACACUGUGGGAACUGUUUGUUUGUCUUCGAAUAGAGAGUAUCGUUCAGUACAGAUGUCUGUGUUGGUAACAGGUUUUUUAGAGGCAAGCAAAGUACUUCUCGUGAACUUUCUUUGAGGAGUUCUUGUGUAUUUCUUUUCUGUUCCCCGCCCCCUGCCGCCACACCACCCCCAGUUCUACCCCUUUCCAAUUAAACUCAUUUCCUUCCUUUGGAUAGUUGUAACAUUUUUAUGCUUAGCACAAGUCUUUUGGAAACGUUUACCUUUUGGAUUAAUAUACAUGAAUGUGUAUUCUGUACACUAUUUAAUUUGUUUCUAAACGUCUUCAAAGAAGCUUUUCAGACCCUCUUUGCUUUUAAAAUGUUUUGUUGCAUAGGUACAGAAAACCUGAUUUGCUUUUUUUGGGCUACAUGUAGUACAAAUGUACUAAGUUUAUAAUCUGAAAAGUGCUUAUGUAUUUGAAUAUUACAGAUUACUUUGUUUAACUAGUACAGAUUAUUUUAAUGUUUAU
Messenger RNA from Elgaria multicarinata webbii, 1022 nucleotides. RefSeq names its product protein POLR1D-like. The transcript has a single exon. The record is from RefSeq and is a predicted model, not a curated record. Lineage: Eukaryota; Metazoa; Chordata; Lepidosauria; Squamata; Anguidae. The coding region runs from base 91 to 474 and encodes 127 amino acids.